Dendronephthya gigantea is the source of this 1572-nucleotide messenger RNA. RefSeq lists its product as uncharacterized. Lineage: Eukaryota; Metazoa; Cnidaria; Anthozoa; Malacalcyonacea; Nephtheidae. Bases 210 to 1184 code for a protein of 324 amino acids. The record is from RefSeq and is a predicted model, not a curated record. The transcript is spliced from 2 exons.
UGGUACUGAAAUAUUUCUCAACGUAUAUACGUAUAUUGUGUACAUUGUACAAUACCGGUGUCUGCUUGACAUUGACUACGAAUAUUUUACAUUUCCCUCCAGAACGACCAAAAGAGAGGAACUCUUCCAAUCGUUACCUGCAAAUACUGCUUUUUUUGGGGAGAUUUACGCCGUAAAUAAUCCAUAUAGUUGGUACCAUAACAAACGAGAUGACUGUAGGCGAUAGAUGCUCGGUUGUGUUGCAAUUAUGCUUGUACUUCUUCACCCAAGCGUUUAACUUGCUCACAGACGUUGGCCUCUUCGUUGAUACAUCAAAAAUCCUACCAUCCUGUGACGAUGUUAUCAAUAGCAAUGCUACAAACGAAACUGGGGGAUAUGUUCUCUGUUCUGGUGGAGAUAAUUUCACAUCAAGUGCCUUGAAUAGUUCCAGAAACGAUCUUCGCACAUUACAAUUGACUAUAGCAGCAUUUUUCCUUCUUGGAGGGGUUUUAUUCCUAACUCAGCUUUUCAUGUACUUCAGAUACUAUUCAGCAACUGGCAGCCCGGAAUUCCAGUACGACGUGGACGAUUCGAAGUUCCUGAAACACUUUUAUAAAAUUCACGGCCUUGUUUUAGCCGUAGAAGCCAUACUGCAUGAUAUACCGAUGGGGUUUAUGGUUAUCGAGCUGUGUGUGAUGGUGUGGAAGCUUCCAAACUGUUGGGAAUGUGCUACGAUUUCUAGUAGUGUACCAGAGGAGUUGUCUUUGACGAAGACAAAUUUAUGGCUCGGUAUAAAGCUGGCUUCCCUGGUUCCCAUAACAUUUUAUAAAGGUAUGUUUCCAAUGUUCAUGUGGAUUGGCGGUCCGUUCUGCGGCAUGGAUUGCUACAUUUGUCGUGUUUGUACCGUCAUCCCUUGCGGCUUCGUUCUCACGGUGUUGCUGAUGACACCACUCUGUGGCGCGAUCUUACACCGCUUGGUUCCGAUUGCGUCGGGAAUCGACGACGGCAUUCCGAACACUGUCUGGUCGAUCGGACUUAUUUUCUGGGCGCUCGCAAUUAUUGUCGGAACCUUGUUGUGCCUGUGUUGUGUGCCCUCGUGUAGGGUUUGUUGCUUUAGGUACGGGCCGUGCAAAUGGUGCGGGCUAGACUGCUGUGGCUUGGGUGAGAAGAAACGAGAGACUAUGAAAGUUGAAGCGGACACCUAAUGUUUGAUGUAAAUUAUAGACUGUACUUAUUUUAUACUCCGGCACAGAAUGUGUCAUGAACUAUCAGAUUGGUCUUAUGUAAGAGAAAAUCAUUGCUCGAUCAUUUCGAUGAAGAUGUAACAAUUUAGAUGGUUUAAUUUUGACGAGAUUCUUCAAUUCCUAUGAAAAUACUUAGGGUGUAUAUAACCAGGGGUCCAGGGACGCUGGAACAAUUCAAAGAAAAGGGUAGAUUUUGUGAAAAGGAUCUUCUCAGUAUAUUAUGGUAUUGGACCUUCCAAACAACCCAUUCAAAGAUUAAUACAAAGCGAAGGGAAGUCUAAAGAUAUCGUUCUCUUUAUCGAUCAUAAUGUACCGUUUCUACAACCCCUGUGGUUCUGUUUGUGAAUUG